AUUUUACUUGGCGUCUAAGAUUAAGAAUCUUCCAUCUAACAACCAUAAGAUUAGGGAUAAUUACGAAAGAUAAAUCUCUCUCUCUAAAUUCCAUCCGUUAGAUGCUGAUCUUUCUCUUCCAUCUCUUUCGACGCGGAGAGAGAGACUGAGAGAACCAGAGCAGAAAUUUUCAGAAAUGGAUCAGAUAUUGAACAAGGUGGGCUCCUAUUGGCUGGGCAAGAGGGCCAACAAGGAGAUCGAUUCCGUCGGCGACGACCUCAACUCAUUAUCCACCAGUAUUGAAGGAGGAGCCAAAUGGUUGGUUAAUAAAAUCAAAGGAAAAAUGCAAAAGCCAUUGCCGGAGCUGUUAAAAGAGUAUAACCUGCCGAUAGGAAUCUUCCCUCGUGAUGCCACAAAUUAUGAAUUCAAUGAAGAGACUGGGAAGCUCACUGUUUUUAUUCCAGCAAUAUGUGAAGUGGGAUAUAAGGAUUCAUCCAAAUUGCGCUUCUUCACCGCUGUGACUGGGUAUCUGGAGAAAGGAAAACUGGCUGAUAUAGAGGGAAUGAAGACAAAAGUGUUUGUAUGGGUUAAAGUAACCAGCAUCACAUGUGAAGGAUCAAAGCUCUAUGUUACAGCCGGAAUGAAGAAAAACAGGAGUAGAGAGGCGUACGAGGUUUCCAGAGAUGGAGUAAGUGUAGAUAAGUUUUAAAAUGGUCAGAACGUCUGGACGACCGUACCAUUCCCCCCCCCCCCAACUUUUUACUCCCUUCUCAUAGCUUUUGAAUCUUCAUACUUUUGUCUCCAUAAUAAUAUAUGUUUCAGUAUUCAAGUGAAAAGACUGGUUGUCUUAAUGGUUGUUAUCUG
Molecule: messenger RNA, 843 nt
Organism: Hibiscus syriacus
Lineage: Eukaryota; Viridiplantae; Streptophyta; Magnoliopsida; Malvales; Malvaceae
Exons: 3
Coding region: 176-688 (170 amino acids)
Source: RefSeq, a predicted model, not a curated record